AUGUCGACUCCUGAAGUGGCCAUCAUCGGCGCCGGCCUGGCCGGCCUCACUCUGGCCCUGGCUCUACACAAGCAAGGCAUCAAAGCCACGAUAUACGAGUCCAGGCCGGCACCUCUCAACAUCGGCGGGGCGGUCAUGCUCUCUCCCAACGCCCUCAAAGUCUUGGAUGCCUUGGACUUGUACCAAGACGUCCGUGGACGAGGCUAUAAUUUUGAAAUGCUCAAGGUGGUCAAAGUCGACGGUGAACUCAUCGAGACCUACGAGUUUGGCGGCAAGGAGAAAUACGGUUACCAGGCCAAUCGAUGCUACCGCUACGAGCUCAUCGACGUCAUCCUGUCCAAGAUCAAAUCACUGGGUAUACCAGUGGUAUUUGGUCGAAAGUACGCUCGCGUCGUUGAGGAGACCGAGGACCACAUUGUGUGGGAAUCGACCGACGGCGCACAAUCCACCGCUUCUUUCCUCGUGGGAGCUGACGGCAUCCAUUCAUCGGUCCGCAAAUACCUGUAUCCCGAUGUGGAACCAAAGUUCAUUGGGAUGGCAGGCAUCACCUCAGCUGUCCCGGCGAGCCAAGUCACCUACCCCUAUGGAAAGAUUGACCAGCCCUUGACCAUCACCGCCGAAGGGAAGGGUGCGUUCGUCAUUGCGCCUCAGAAACCUGACGCCUCGGAAAUGUUCUUCGGAAAGCAGAAACGGAUCGACGAGCUCGACCGCGAAGGAUGGGACAAAUUCCUUGCGGAUAAGGAAGGCCUGGUCAAAUUCUUGCAGGAAGAUGCCGAAGCAUUUGGCGAGGUUGCCGUGACCGCCACCUCAAAGAUUCCGCACGACAAAAUCAACGUGUGGCCCUUCUAUGUCAUCCCCCAUCUGGACAGGUGGGCGUCUCAGAAGCGCAGGGUCGUGAUCCUCGGAGAUGCCGCCCAUGCAAUUCCCCCCAGUGCCGGGCAGGGCAUCAAUCAAGCAUUUGAGGAUGUGUACAUGUUCUCCCUUCUCCUGGCGGCCGUCAAGAACCAGGGCGUCAAUUUCGAGCAGGCUUUGACAUUCUGGCAGGGCUUCCGUCAAGACAGGGUCAACAAGAUCUUGGAACUGAACAAGCAGAUCGACCUGAGGAGGAUGCCUAAAGGUACGCGUCCCGCUGGUCUGGCGGAUGAGGUGGUGCAGAAGGAUUUUGACCUGCAGUGGCUUUACGAGCCUGAUUUUAAAGCAGAAGUGGAAAACUGGAUUCAAAGCUCCAGAUCUUAG
Messenger RNA from Fonsecaea erecta, 1236 nucleotides. RefSeq lists its product as hypothetical. The transcript has a single exon. Lineage: Eukaryota; Fungi; Ascomycota; Eurotiomycetes; Chaetothyriales; Herpotrichiellaceae. The record is from RefSeq and is a predicted model, not a curated record. Bases 1 to 1236 code for a protein of 411 amino acids. Gene Ontology annotation, molecular function: FAD binding. Gene Ontology annotation, biological process: secondary metabolite biosynthetic process.